AUGAUGAUGAAGAAGUCGAUGCUUAAGGGGCUUUCUCAACUAGACAUACGAACAGACACGGUAUGUGCGGGAUGCCAAUAUGGUAAAGCACAUCAAUUACCAUAUCAAGAGUCAAGGUUUAAAGCAAAGGAACCAUUAGAGUUAGUCCACUAUGAUGUAUUCAGACCUGUUAAGCAACCAUCAAUCGGUGGUAUGUGGUACAUGGUGACAUUCAUUGAUGACUCCUUAAGCCAACAAAGACUAGAAUCUAUGGCAGAUGGGUGUGAAGAACGCUUUUCUUCAUUGAGAAUUGGAUCGGGAAAUUUAUAUGAUCCAACCAAUAGAUUGAAACAAGCACCCAGGGCAUGGUAUGGUAAAAUCGCUGAAUUUCUAACUCAAAGUGGUUAUUUAGUAACAUCUGUAUAUUUCAGCUUAUUUAUCAAAACAAAUAAAGGAAAAUUAGCUAUCGUGCUAGUAUAUGUGGAUGACCUAGUCAUAACAGGCGAUGACAAAGCAGAAAUUCUUCAAACGAAGGAGAAUUUAUCAGUUCAAUUUCAAAUGAAAGAACUUGGGCAACUUAAGUAUUUUCUUGGUUUAGAGAUUGAUCGCACACAAAGUGGAAUAUUUCUUUGUCAACAAAAAUAUUCCGAAGACUUGUUGAAAAAGUUUGGAAUGCUCAAAUGCAAGCCGAUCUCGACACCUAUGGAACAAAAUGUCAGAAUGUGUGCACAUGAAGGGAAAAGUUUAGAAGAUGCAACUAUGUAUCAACAAUUGAUAGGCAGUCUCGUCUACUUAACCUUAACUCGACCUGAUAUUUCUUAUGCAAUCAGUGUAAUAAGUCAGUAUAUGCAAAAUCCAAAUAAGCCUCAUUUGGAAGCAGCUCGACGAAUACUAAGAUAUGUAAAGAACACAAUUGAUUAUGACCUUUUGUACAAAAGAAAUGAAGACUGCAAGUUAGUUGGCUACUGCGAUGCUGACUAUGCAGGAGAUUAUGACACAAGAAGAUCAACAACUGGUUAUGUAUUCAAGCUUGGUUCUGGAACAAUCUCGUGGUGUAGCAAGAGACAACCAACUGUAUCAUUGUCAACCAUUGAAGCUGAGUAUCGAGCAGCAGCAAUGGCAGCUCAAGAGAGCACAUGGUUAAUACAACUAAUGAAUAAUCUACAUCAACCAGUAGACUAUGCAAUUCCAGUAUAUUGUGACAAUUAA
This is a messenger RNA of Zingiber officinale, 1188 nucleotides long. RefSeq lists its product as uncharacterized. NCBI's taxonomy places the organism in Eukaryota, Viridiplantae, Streptophyta, Magnoliopsida, Zingiberales, Zingiberaceae. The coding region runs from base 1 to 1188 and encodes 395 amino acids. The record is from RefSeq and is a predicted model, not a curated record. The transcript is spliced from 3 exons.